Punica granatum (pomegranate) is the source of this 880-nucleotide messenger RNA. NCBI's taxonomy places the organism in Eukaryota, Viridiplantae, Streptophyta, Magnoliopsida, Myrtales, Lythraceae. The record is from RefSeq and is a predicted model, not a curated record.
CCUAACUCGGUUUAGGCCUCGAACAAACCGAGCGUCCAAACACAGCUGGAGUAGGGUUUAACGCUUCCUUCUCAACUCCCCGGAGCUGCCACCGAAGUACAAGGUAAAGCCCUCCGCCGGCCUCCUCUCCGCCGACGCGAAGCUCACUGCCGUAGCUAAGAGCUGACAAAUGGCCUCAUUCGCCGCUGCCAGAUCGGUUCUCCGGUCGAGCUCCGCAUUUAACUUCGCCGCUCGGCUCGCCUCCGAAGCUCAGGCCGCCCGCUCUCCCAUCCGGGCCGCGUCCAGGAGACGCCCCUCCCUGUCCACCUUCAGGAGUCCCGUCGAGAUGAGCUUCUGCGCAGAGUCGAUGAUGCCGUACCACACCGUGACCGCUUCGGCAUUGAUGACCUCAAUGCUCGCCAUUUCUCAGCGGAGCUAUGGCUGGCUUCCCGAAGCUUGCAACAAUGAUUUGUGAGGGAAAAAUCAAAGAACUUUGCGUAGGAAGUAUGGGACUUUAGAGUGACCCAGUAUUAGAGGUUCCGAUGAGCUGCUGAAGGAACGACUUGGACACUGGACAUAUGUGGCUAGAUGAUCUAGCUGUUACCAUUGAAUGCUUUCUAGGACUAGAGGCUACAGCUACUCGUGCUGUUUGAGACAUGCCAUCAUGCUUUGGCAAAUUUAUCAGGAUGUUUUGUAUUUGAUUUUCAUUGAAUUUUUGGCAGCCAAAUAGAUCUCUAUGCUUAAUCUGGUUGAAAGUCUCUGUACAUUCACUGUCCGGCAAACUCCAAAGUUGUGAUGAACCAAUUUACUCGAUUUGAAAACAUAUCAAAAAGAUCCACUACAACUAUGUGCUUACCGUUUGAUGAAUCUCAAAUGGCAAUGAAAAAUUAAGUUCUUGGGU